AUGUGGCUGCGGCCGAGCCCCGCGCUGCCCCCGAGACGUGGCAACGGCGCGCUGGCCGGCCGGCCGCGGGAGGCGGAGCGCGCUGUCACGCCCGCAGCACAACUCAAUCGCGGCGCCGACGCCGGCCCGGCAACACGCGUCUCUCCGUCCGUCUGUGCGCGAAGCGUCGUGUCGCGUAGCGCGAGUGUGCGUGCCGUGUCCGCGUCCACGCCGGAGCCCCUGCGACGCCGCCUCCGGCCGACGCGACGCCACCUCGCAGGCACGCAAGAUACUCCGUGCUGCGGUUUUCGCUCGCCGGGACCGAGCUGUGCUGGGGACCUAGCGCCUAUGGACGUUCUGCCACCAUGUCUGCCAGGGCGCUGUACCCAAGUUAGCGAGGAACGUCCUGCUGAGGUGGCAGAGUGAUGUGGCGCCGGCUGCUGCUGGCGGCCGCCGCCCUCGCGUCCGGCGCCGCCUCCGUCGCGCCCGCCUCGUCCUCCGCCCCCGGCGCCGGCG
Molecule: messenger RNA, 495 nt
Organism: Schistocerca cancellata (South American locust)
Lineage: Eukaryota; Metazoa; Arthropoda; Insecta; Orthoptera; Acrididae
Exons: 4
Coding region: 1-405 (134 amino acids)
Source: RefSeq, a predicted model, not a curated record